This is a messenger RNA of Macrosteles quadrilineatus (aster leafhopper), 6951 nucleotides long. Its product is annotated as probable sodium/potassium/calcium exchanger CG1090. Gene Ontology annotation, molecular function: calcium, potassium:sodium antiporter activity; calcium channel activity. Lineage: Eukaryota; Metazoa; Arthropoda; Insecta; Hemiptera; Cicadellidae. Gene Ontology annotation, biological process: calcium ion transmembrane transport; intracellular calcium ion homeostasis. The transcript has 9 exons. The coding region runs from base 108 to 1844 and encodes 578 amino acids. The record is from RefSeq and is a predicted model, not a curated record. Gene Ontology annotation, cellular component: membrane.
AAACUGACAUUCAUACACAUUCACAAAACUUAGUUCCUAGGUUAUAUUACUUGCCAACAACAAUAGGAAACACAUCAUCCAUAUCCUUGAUUUAAAACGGAGAGAGGAUGAUGCUGUCCCGAAGGGUCCGCCAAAGGCUAAAGUGGCAGCUAGUCUGGGCAUGCUGUGUCCUGUUGUACGGUUUGGUCACUUCCACACUUCAAUAUCCAGCUGAUGAAAACAUCACUAAAACGGAGGUGCGAAACAGUGUUGCCAGUCCUACCACAACAACGCCCCUACACACGACGACAGAACCACCGUCAGGGGUACCAACCCUGAGGCCUCGCAGGGUGAACUGUACGCCUCCAGCGAUAGAACAGUUCCCAAAGCCCAUCCUUGGGCCCUCCUUCCGCAAACACGGGGGUCUCCUGUUCCACAUCAUCGUCUGCGUCUACUCCUUCAUCGGCUUGGCCAUCGUGUGUGACGACUACUUCGUCACCUCCUUGGACAGGAUCUGUGAAGAGUUCAAGCUCUCACCCGAUGUGGCGGGGGCCACAUUCAUGGCAGCAGGGUCUUCCGCACCUGAGUUGGCCACUGUCGUGAUUGGAGUGUUUUUCGCCAAGGAUGACAUCGGUGUCUCCGGAGUCAUAGGCUCUGCGGUGUUCAACAUCAUGUUUGUCAUCUCUGUGUGUGCUCUGUUCGCCGGAACCACCUCUUACCUCAACUGGUGGCCACUCUGUCGAGACUGCUUCUUCUACGCAAUCAGCAUACUAAUCAUGCUCUGCGUCAUCUUCGACGAGAAGAUUUCUUGGGGGGAGAGUCUGUUUAUGCUGUUCUGCUACAUCGGCUACUGCAUAGCUCUGGUGUUCAAUCAUCAGCUGGAGCAGUGGGUGCAGACAUGGCCGUGGAUACCUUGCAAGAACGUGGUGGAGCAAGAACACCUUGUCACCUACAAGACUAUGGACGGUCAGGGACAACCGACCACCACCGGCACGACCAACUACUCAGGCACUGGGCUUAGCCCGAUCGCCGAUCCCUACAGCACCAUCCGGGACUGGGACGAGCCCCAGCAGACGGGAAACAUUCAGCAGCCUCAACAGCAGCAGCAACAGCAGCAGCAGCAACAACAACAGCAGCAACAACAACCGCAGCAGCAGACACACGCACCCGGCAUGACUCCUAGACCGGAGUUUUACAAGGCUAAGGAGCAGGAUCCUAACCAGGUAUCACCUUUGAUCAAACCCGAGAACGCUGACCUAAGCACAAGGAUACAAUGGAGUCUGUGCCUCCCCGUGCACUAUAUGUGUACAAAGAGCAUGCCCGACUGUCGCUCCGAGCAGUACAGGAACUGGUACCCUCUCACCUUCGCUGUAUCCAUGAUCUGGAUCUCCUUCUACUCCUACAUAAUGGUUUGGAUGAUAACAAUCAUUGGAAGCACUCUUGGAAUACCAGACACUGUUAUGGGACUUACCUUUGUGGCUGCGGGUGUUAGCGUACCGGACGCCUUGUCCAGUCUUGCUGUGGUUAAAGAAGGCUAUGGAGACAUGGCGGUGUCCAACGCUGUAGGCAGCAAUGUGUUCGAUAUCCUCAUCUGCCUUGGCCUGCCAUGGUUCAUCCAGACAGCCAUGAUCAAGCCAGGUAGCCACGUCAACGUCUACAGCAAAGGCUUGACGUACUCGACACUGUCAUUGCUCUCCACCGUCGUUUUCCUCGUGUUCGCAACCCACGCCAACGGCUGGAAGUUGGACAAACGGUACGGAGUCAUCCUGAUGGUCUGGUACCUGCUGUUCAUAGCGUUCGCCUCUCUCUAUGAGCUCAAUGUGUUCGGGUUCAUGAACCCCCCCGAGUGUCCCAGCGACUACUAAGCUGUCUGCCAGUCUCGCCGAAAAUCUUCAUCUUGCCAAACAAAUGUUUGCAAUGUUUCUUUCAAGUGUUUUAUGUGUGAGGAAGAAUGGUAAGCUAGUCAAUCAGAUUCUGGAUGAUCAAAGAUCGGUAUACAACUUUUUCUAGAUUCGCGUUUGUCCUUUUAGUCAAACAACACGCUGUCUGUAUCAUACUGUAGUAAGGAAAGUGAAUAAGGAUGUUUUUGUUUUGUUUUUUUUUAGGGAGAGGAGGGAAAAUGCUUUUACUCACACAGGUAGCCAGCCUGUAGUGUGAGACUCCUGAAAUUAUCAGACUACUCCCUAAAAAAACCCCUCUACUCUGUUGGACACAGACCUGGAAUUGUUUGUCACAUUACUUCAAGUCAGGCCAACAUGUGACCUAAGCCCUCAGGGCUGACACCGUUUCUGGCAUUUAGUUUCUUUAUGACCUACAUCUCAACCCGGUCAAGGUCGAGCUUUUUGGCGCGGAGAAUACCCUGGAUGUAAUGUGACACACAGGUCCAAUUGUCCAUUAAGGAUGUGAUGUGAUUGAGGAUUGUAUGGUACUAAAGUAUUCAGAAACGAAAUUAGAACUUACGUAUGAACGAACUAAUGUAUUAAUGCACUGUAUUAGAGGAAUAAAUUCUUUUAAGAUAUUCGUAGUGAGACUUAAAGAAGGAUCACAGAUACAGUAGCUUUCAAAAAGGCUAUGAGUGAAUAACCUUCCAAGGUCAAGCAACAAUAAAGAGAAAGAAUACUUCCAAGAAUCUCUUUGACUAGUAUUGUAAAUGUUAUAUUCACAAUGCGUAUUUCAGUCUUCACUAGUGUCAAUGUAGUGUGCCAUAACCAUAUCGUCAAUUUAUGAAACAUGUAACUAAAAUAAGGCAAUAUACUUAAUAAAAAAUAUCAAUAUGAUCUAUAUCAAGUAAAACACCUGUAAUAUGUGAUAAGUGAUUAACAAGUCAAAAUAUACUCCCAGGUAAAGUAAUUUAAACAUUAUUUAAGACAAGGUAUUAAUUUCUACAUUUUUGCUUGCAAAUAAAUAUGUCGAUGUAAAAGUUAUUCAUAACUAACUCACGUAUUAUUUCAAAUAUAAUCGCAAUGAAAGAAUGUUAUAUACUAAGAUUUAGGAAAAAGUUGGACGUCUUUUAUAUUUACUUAAUGCAUUGCAUUGGCAAGUUUAUACUCAUAUGAGUUGAAUAUCCUUUUGAAUCAUUAUUCUUAGAAUGGUUAAAUGUAGAAAAUCAUAUCACAUAGUUCAUGUAAUUGAUUACGUUGUUAUGUAGUUUAUUUUUAUUUUAACCAGUCCCUUAGUUUAAUGAUUGAUUAAUACAUAUGAAAUUAGAAUCAGUAUUACAUGAGGUAAAUAGUUAGUAUUUAUUGUAUUUAAAAUAUAAUAUUCGUUGGAUCAAACCGAAUGUAUACAUAAUUAUUGCAAUUUUAAUUGAAUUAAAAAAUAAUAGCUAUACAACGUUUAUGCUAAGGUAUAUUUAUAAAAAGUAAAAUUUAAAACGGCUUUAAGGUUUAAUGAAUAAAAAAUAUAUUUUUCAUUGUACUUUAAUUGUUGGUUUAUAUGUUAAGAGUGUAUAAAAGCUUUGGCAAAGUCCUUCGAACAUUACCAUAAACUGGAUGCAAUAAUUUUACUAUAAACAAUAAGCUAAAGUAAUAUAUAAUUAAACUGUAUUAUAUAGUUUAUUGUAGCUAAUUAGUACCUUAUAUAUUACAGGUAAUAUUAGAUUGUAUUUAGGUCACAAUUCCAAGAAAAAAUCAUUAAUUUAAUGAGUUGUUACAAAUGUGGUCAGAUAACACCAUAUCAAUGACAGUGAUAAAAUAUGUUUUGAAAAUAAUGAAUGUUGUCCUAUAAUUUAUUGUUGGACAGUGGAUAUGUAUCUAUUUUCCUUAUUAAACAUAACAACCACAAAUUGAAAAUAACUUGAAAUGAUAUAAGAUACUUUUAAAAGCAAAUUUUUACUUUUCUUGUUCCUUAGAAAUAAAAAAAAAUGCAAUAGGGAAAUGUGCAAGUUGGUCUAUAUAUUUGAAUGCUUAGAGCUUGGAGCUUCCAUUUAUUAAUAAAUGAUAAAACAUAGAGAUCUAGUAAACAGAUUUUGCAAAUGUUACAUCAACGAGUAGCGGUUCCUUGAUGUCCUUUUCUAGUACUAGUUCCUUUUAAUAAAAUACAAAAAUUGGUGACAAAAUUUGUAUCUUGCAGCGUAAAAAAACUUUAUAUUCCCGACAACCUUGUAUUUCUAUUUCGGAAUUAAAAAUACAACAAUAAAAAAAUAUACUAUUUCACUUAAAAUUUACAUAAUAUAACAUUAUUAGAAAUAGAAUGUUAACAACACAAAAUAAAAAUAAAUUUCAACAACUGCUCGGGGCCAAAAACACACGAUAACGUUUAACAGAGUAAAUAAUAUAAAAAAAUGUUAUUUCAAAUGCAAUAAACAUUUUAAAUGUAAUUAGAUCUUUUUACAACUCUUAAUGUUUAAAUUUUAUCAAUGUUGUUUCUUGCACAACCGGUUUCAGAGAGCUAGUUCUGUAAAUUUACUUUAUAAGAGGUUGUUGCUUCGUUUUUAUUUAAAAUUAUACCUCAACGAUUUCGGGGACCGAUUCUGGAUAAUGUGUAUUGUCACAAAAGUGCGUAAUGUUCUAAAUGAGUUUAUAUUAUGUGUUACUUAUUCGUCAUGUUAAUGUUAACGAUUAGAAUGCCAUUAAUUGUUAGCGUAGAGUUGUUGAAUGGUUCUAUUGUAUGUUGAAAAUGAAUAUAUCGUGUACAUUUUGUUAGAAUAGUGACUAAAAUGUUAGUGUAAAUAAUAUGUGUUUUGUAUAAGCUUUGGGAAUCUUGGCUUAGUUGGGCUGUGUACUUUUUGUUUCUUGACAGUACAAAUAUAUCUUUGUUUAGUAAUUUGUGGUGCUUCUCAAAUAUUAACAUUAGAUUAAGGCCCUUAGAAUAGUUACAAAAAACUACGACGAAUUAUGCUAUUUGGAAAAAAAUGUCUUAUUUAAUGAAUGGUAAAACUACAAAAUACGAGUAUCGAUUUAAAUAUAAAUAGUUAUUUAAAAUAUUUAAUUUACGAUUGUAAUGAGUGCGUCCGAAGCAACAUUUGCAACAUAGCAAUGCAAUAGAAUAUUUAGUAUUUGGGUACUAACCCGUGCAACAAACGACAAUAAUUAAGCCUUAAGAACUCCUAUCCAAAUAAAUAACAGCUGUACAUAUUGCAAGCUUUUCGUAUACUGUAGCGCUUUAGGUAUUGUAACGUUUUAGAUAAUUAUUUGAGAUCGUACGCUGCAUUUAUUAAAUAUAGUUAAGUAUAAAAUAGUUGUUGAAGAAUUUACAUCGUUGAUAGAGCAAAUUUAAAGUUUGUCUCAGAUGAUACAAAAUCAUAGGGGGGAAAUAUAUUUAAUACUAUAUUUGACAAAUAGGGGUUAUAAUCUCCUUUGGUAAUAAAUUAUGAACAAUUUUGUAAAACAAUCCAUUGAAGAUGAAUAUAAUGAUCUAUGAUCUUUAAAUUACGUUGAUUGUAGAUCUAUACCAUUCAAUGUUACUGUAUUUACCUACCUCAAUCUGACUACGAGUAUCAAUAAAAGUGGAUUAUUUAAAAUUAAUUGUCAUAAAUUUGUAAGUAUCUGGUUUUCAAUCAGACAAAAUAAACUACGAGCUCUCAAAUACAAAUUUAUAUUUGAAACGGUUUAAAGGUUGGUUAGCAUCACUGGAUCUCUAGAAGUAAACCAGACUGUAGGGGGCAAAGUCUUGAAGGGAAUUUUAGUUACUAUUCGCCCCUUAGAUAUAUUUUAAGCUUUAAAUGACACUAAAUUCGUAAAAACAGGCUAAGUGUUUGAAUAUGGGUGUUACAGAGUAAACCCUUACUGCAUUAAGUAUAAAGAUAGGUUGAAAUUUGUAUUAACUGAAAAUUCAUUGAAAAACUACAAUCUUUAUCAGUUUAUCACGGAUGUCACGUGGUAAAUCAUUGUAAAUAAUAAAACUCAUUCAUCGUGCUUUACUGGAAAAGAAAUAUGAGGUAGGAUUAAUUAAAAUAUCAUAUUAUUCUCUCGUCGCACAAUUUGGGGGAAAAGAAAAUUAGGAAUCGCAUGACUGUUUCUGAAACGCCAAUACUUCAUUUAGUCUAAAAAUAUCUUUUAAUCACCAUAAACUAUUUUUACAUGCUGACGACCUUCAGAGACGACCGAGGUACCAUUUCAAAACUAAACUAACCAUGUAUAACUAAAAUAUGUAGCUGAAAAGCUCAGUCUUAUAAGUAAAAGUUAAUUUGACAUAGAGUUUAUAUUAAACACAUACCCAAAUAUUUGAAUAUAUUUUAAAAUAAAAUUACAACUUUUAGUAACAUCUGAAGUUUGUACAAGAAUUAUCAAUAUUUUGUUCAUUACCAAAGUACCUUUCCUUACAACUAAAAUAAAAUUAGAAAAAUGACAAUUAACUCGGAUUUAGGAAAAAAGCAAUCACAAUUACAUGGGUAAUAUUGGCUGGGAACGUUUCUACAUAAAGAAACGAGAACUAUAAUGGUUCUACUAUUAAUUUGUAUGCUAUUAGAUAUAAUGAUUUAUAAUGAUACAGGAAAACAGAAUUUAAUAACGAUUUUAAAUUAACUGAAAAUUACUUAGUAAAACUCUCUGAGAUGUUAAAGCUAAUCAACUCAGUCGUGAUGCAUGUACUUUUUCAAUGAUAUAAUAGUUUAUUUGUUAUUAGGAACUAUAUAUUUUCCUAAUUUUAUCAUUGACUAUUAAUACUCACAUAAGUAUUUACAGUCAAUGAUUUUAUUUCAUCCAGCUCAGGCUUAGCUUGAAAGUUGGUUGUUGAUUCCCAUCUUUCCUUGUUUGUAUGUUUCCAAAACCCUAUCUGGUCCCUAACCUUGUACAGUUAUUGUUAGUGUGUGCCUUUACAGGGCCAAAGUUGUAAGUGUGCCUGUUGGCUUAUUGUUAUUUAUGCUUGCUUUAGUGUACCAUUUUGUGUUGUGCCGUCGCUUGCCCUUUUGUAAGUGUGUUUUUUUACUGUUACAGGCUGUUUGCUAUUGAAUGUUGUCUUAUUAUUUGUAGAUAUGCUAAAGAUUCUAUUGGUUGGGUGACGGACUUAAAAUAAAAUGUAAAUUUACUGUUA